GAACACGUUUCUUUUUACGCUAAUGCGGCUACAUUACAAAGGUUGCUUAUCGGGUUUCUCAAAUAGGCUUAACUCCUUGAGCAUCGGAAUAUCGGCUACUACUUCACUGCAGAAAUUUGUGAAGUAAGUACAUUCAAAGCACGAUUUACAUAAGUGAGGGAAGAUGCCACCUAAAGACAAAGAAACUCUAAAACUCAAGAAAGAAUUAGAAGAUUUAAUUAAGAAAUGUCAGGAUGAUCAGAAUAAAGUAGCAGAUGCAAAAAUGGAAGAUGUCUGCUCCAGCGUUGCAACAGCACCAAAAGUACGCUUGACAACAAAAAGAAUGCUAAAGGGGCAUAUCAACAAAGUGAACUGCGUUCACUACAGCGGUGACAGCAGGCAUAUUGUCACUGGAUCAUUGGAUGGAAAAUUAAUAAUAUGGGACACUUGGACAGGGAACAAAGUGCAAGUUAUACCACUGCGGUCAUCCUGGGUGAUGACUGUAGCUUUUGCAAAGUCAGGAAGCUUUGUUGCCUGCGGAGGUAUGGAUAACAUGUGUACUGUCUAUGAUCUGAACAACAGGGAUGCGUCUGGGAUUGCUAAAAUUACAAAGGAACUGAUGGGCUAUGAAGGAUUCCUUUCAUCUUGUAGAUUUGUAGAUGACAACACCUUGAUUACAGGCUCUGGAGAUAUGAAAAUCUGUGUUUGGGAUUUGCCAACCGGUAAAAGGACAACUGAGAUUGAAGGUCAUGCUGGCGAUGUUGUGAGCAUAUCGCUAUCUCCUGAUAUGAACCAGUUUGUAACGGGAAGUGUCGAUAAAACAUGUAAGCUCUGGAAUUUUAAAGAUUGUGAAUGCAAGCAGGUCUUCUUCGGUCAUGAAGCCGAUGUCAAUGCAGUUUGUUUUCACCCAAAUGGGUACAAUUUCGUCACGGCGUCUGAAGACAAGACGGCUCGCCUCUUUGAUAUAAGGUCUGAUCAGCAAAUCGCAGUGUACAAGCCCCUUGGGGUCAGUCCUAGUUUCACAUCCUGUGGCUUGUCUCUCUCAGGAAGAUUCAUCCUCUGCGGUUCUGAUGAUAACAAUGUUCACAUAUGGGAUACUCUUAAAAUGGAACAUAAUGGAAUUCUCAGUGGUCAUGAGAACCGUGUCACAUCAUUGUGCGUGGCACCAAAUGGGAUAGGCGUUUCAACAUGUUCUUGGGAUAAUAAUGUCAGAGUCUGGGGAUAAUUGUUUCAGUACAAAAUGAUUGAUAAACAAAUUAUUUAAAAUUGCAUUUUUCUUAUUGCUAUUACUGUUUUUGCUUGUAUUUGCAUAAAUUAUCAAGUUGGUAUCACCAUAAAAAAUAAUCCCUUUUAUAUAACAAUAAUGGUAAAUAAAAACGAUUUUGAAUUGAAAUUCCCCCAAACCUAAUUUAUUUUCAGUGUUUGAAUCAUGAACAAUCCGAUAGUUCUUUUAAGUAGAACAUCCAUUCUACAAAGGAUUUAUUGAAACAACCAUGAGAAACAUGUUAGAAUGAAAUACCACAUAACAAAGAAAAUAUAUAUUUAUAAAAAUAAAUAUAAAAACAUAUCACAGAAACAAAUACUCUAUGAUGAAAACUAAAUUAUAAAAUAAUCUAUAUUGUUUUACUAAUAAAUCUGUAACACUAUAAGGACAAGUAAAAACUUUUUAAAUUACCUUUUUUACAUACUUCUAAUAUUAAAAUUAAAUACAACCUUAAAAUCAUUACUUUGAUAAUGGAUACACUUGGUUUAAAAUGUUAGAAAGCUGUGUUGUGAGAUUCCAAAGGAAAACAAUGUCAUACUACAUCUAGAACAGCACAAAAAUCAUACUAAAAUUUGUUUUUGACGAUUCAUUUUUAAUUUUAUGUGCAUCAAUAUAAACAUUACAAGAUUCUAAAAGUUUCCAAAAAUGAGAUGAUUAAUCAUUUAGAUCAUUUGAAUUGGAAUGUAGGAACACAAUAGCAAUAAGGAUUUACUUCAGUUUAACAGAAAUUCUUUUUAAACGUGUCGCAUUUACCACAUUCAUUACUGAUUUGUACAGAGACUCCUGAAAUACAGAAAUCUUUUUUUUACAGAUCUAAAAUCUAUUUAGGUUGAUAAAUGACUUAAUUCAAAUUUUCUUUAACAAAUUGCCUUUUUUUGGGCACGACUUUCUUGUACGAUGUCCUUAUAUGGGGAAGGUCAAGUCAGGCAAACCAGCAAAAUCUACUGUUUCCACUCAUUAUUUAAGUACAAUCAUUAAUCAAUUUUUAAAAAUAUUAUGAUGAGGUAGUAUAUAAAUUAAUAAAAAAUUUAAAUUUACAUUGCAUUUACUUUAAAUCUAUUAUUUAUACAUCAA
This is a messenger RNA of Cimex lectularius (bed bug), 2317 nucleotides long. It is a transcript of the gene Gbeta76C, whose product is annotated as guanine nucleotide-binding protein subunit beta-2. Gene Ontology annotation, molecular function: protein binding; signaling receptor complex adaptor activity. Gene Ontology annotation, biological process: G protein-coupled receptor signaling pathway. Gene Ontology annotation, cellular component: heterotrimeric G-protein complex; cytoplasm. NCBI's taxonomy places the organism in Eukaryota, Metazoa, Arthropoda, Insecta, Hemiptera, Cimicidae. The coding region runs from base 164 to 1204 and encodes 346 amino acids. The record is from RefSeq and is a predicted model, not a curated record. The transcript is spliced from 8 exons.